Messenger RNA from Aspergillus campestris IBT 28561, 1815 nucleotides. Its product is annotated as H(+)-transporting V1 sector ATPase subunit A. Gene Ontology annotation, cellular component: fungal-type vacuole membrane; proton-transporting V-type ATPase, V1 domain. NCBI's taxonomy places the organism in Eukaryota, Fungi, Ascomycota, Eurotiomycetes, Eurotiales, Aspergillaceae. Gene Ontology annotation, biological process: proton transmembrane transport; ATP metabolic process. Gene Ontology annotation, molecular function: proton-transporting ATPase activity, rotational mechanism; ATP hydrolysis activity; ATP binding. The record is from RefSeq and is a predicted model, not a curated record. The transcript has 4 exons. The coding region runs from base 1 to 1815 and encodes 604 amino acids.
AUGGCCCCGUCCGCCAAGGAUUCCGAGGUCGAGCAUGGCUCUGUCUUCUCCGUCUCCGGCCCCGUCGUCGUGGCCGAACACAUGAUCGGCUGUGCCAUGUACGAGUUGUGCCGUGUUGGUUAUGAUCAGCUGGUUGGAGAAGUCAUCCGGAUCGAGGGUGAUAAGGCUACCAUCCAGGUCUACGAAGAAACAGCCGGUUUGACGGUCGGCGACCCGGUCACGAGAACGGGCAAACCCCUGUCGGUCGAGCUGGGCCCCGGUUUGAUGGAAACGAUCUACGACGGUAUCCAACGACCCCUGAAGGCGAUCGCCGACCAGUCGAAAGGCAUCUACAUCCCCCGUGGUAUUGCUGUGAAUGCGCUGGAUCGCAAGAAGAAAUGGGACUACAAGCCGGGUCAAUACAAGGUCGGGGACCAUAUUACGGGCGGUGACGUCUGGGGUACCGUGUUCGAGAACAGCUUGGUAGACGACCACAAGAUCCUCCUCCCGCCCCGCGCGCGCGGCACGAUCACCCGGAUCGCCGAGGCCGGUAGCUACACCGUCGAGGAGAAGCUCCUGGAGAUCGAGUUCAACGGCCAGAAGUCGGAGCAUGGCAUGAUGCACACCUGGCCCGUUCGUGUGCCCCGACCCGUCAACGACAAGCUGUCCGCCGAUGCCCCCUUCGUCGUCGGCCAGCGCGUGCUGGACUCGCUGUUCCCCAGUGUGCAGGGCGGAACCGUCUGCAUCCCCGGAGCGUUUGGCUGCGGCAAGACCGUCAUCUCGCAGAGUGUGUCCAAAUUCUCCAACAGCGACAUCAUCGUCUACGUGGGAUGUGGCGAGCGCGGCAAUGAGAUGGCCGAAGUGUUGAUGGAUUUCCCCGAGCUCUCCAUCGACGUCGGCGGCCGCAAGGAACCCAUCAUGAAGCGCACCUGUCUGAUCGCCAACACCUCCAACAUGCCCGUCGCCGCGCGGGAAGCGUCCAUCUACACCGGUAUCACGAUCGCCGAGUACUUCCGCGACCAGGGCAAGGACGUGGCGAUGAUGGCCGACUCCAGCUCGCGCUGGGCCGAGGCCCUGCGUGAGAUCUCGGGUCGUCUGGGAGAGAUGCCGGCUGACCAGGGUUUCCCCGCCUACCUGGGCGCCAAGCUGGCCUCCUUCUACGAACGUGCGGGUAAGAGCACGGCUCUGGGUAGCCCGGAGCGCACGGGCAGCGUCAGCAUCGUCGGAGCCGUCAGCCCGCCGGGUGGCGAUUUCUCGGAUCCCGUUACCACCAGUACGCUGGGUAUCGUCCAGGUGUUCUGGGGGUUGGACAAGAAGCUGGCGCAGCGGAAGCACUUCCCGUCGAUCAACACCUCCAUGUCCUACAGUAAAUACACGACGGUGCUGGACCGGUACUACGAGAAGCACCACCCGGAGUUCCCGCGCCUGCGUGAGCAGAUCCGCGAGCUGCUGACCAAGUCCGAGGAUCUCGACCAGGUGGUGCAGCUGGUGGGUAAGACCGCGCUGGGCGACUCGGACAAGAUCACCCUGGACGUGGCGGCGCUGCUGAAGGACGACUUCUUGCAGCAGAACGGAUACAGUGACUACGACCAGUUCUGCCCGCUGUGGAAGACCGAGUACAUGAUGAAGGCGUUCAUGGGCUACCACGACGAGGCCCAGAAGGCGAUUGCGCAGGGCCAGAACUGGACCAAGGUGCGCGAGUCGACUUCGGACAUCCAGUCGUCGUUGCGCAGCAUGAAGUUCGAGGUUCCGGAGAACCACACCGAGGUGACUGCCAAGUACGAGAAGAUCCUUCAGUCGAUGACGGAGCGCUUUGCCUCGGUGUCGGAUGAGUAA